Papilio xuthus (Asian swallowtail) is the source of this 1906-nucleotide messenger RNA. Its product is annotated as F-box only protein 9. The coding region runs from base 143 to 1486 and encodes 447 amino acids. Gene Ontology annotation, cellular component: cytoplasm; SCF ubiquitin ligase complex. NCBI's taxonomy places the organism in Eukaryota, Metazoa, Arthropoda, Insecta, Lepidoptera, Papilionidae. The transcript has 11 exons. Gene Ontology annotation, biological process: SCF-dependent proteasomal ubiquitin-dependent protein catabolic process. The record is from RefSeq and is a predicted model, not a curated record. Gene Ontology annotation, molecular function: protein binding.
GACAAUUGUCUAUUUGUUAUCAAGAAAUAGAUGUCCUAUUUUUUAUAAUUUAAGUAAAAGAAAUGCUCCGAAUGAUGGAUUAAUAAACAACACACUACCAUUUAAUAACCUAAAUAUAAUUUACAUUUGAGAUUUAUUAUAAAUGGCAUCUACCUCCAGUGAUGAGCAGGAAGAUUCUUCUUCCUCUCUUACCAAUAAGCUAUUAAAAACCCGUGAUGCUUUGGAGAAAUUGAGUUUAGCCAAUGUUCAGGUAACUGAAGGUGAAGAUGAGUUGGCAGCAUUUAGACAGCAGUGGCAGCGUGAAUUAGAGGCUACUCCCUCACCGCACAGAGAACCACCUCGACAACAGACAAAAUUGGAACCUGAAGAACCUGUUAGUGAUGAAGAAAAGGCAAAGCAGCUUUUCCUCCGUGGUGUGGAAUUGGAGAGGAGCGGAAAACUGUAUGAAGCCAUCCAACAUUACAAACGGUCAAUGCAGAUUUGUCCUGAUGUCGAGACUAGACUUUAUGAGAGCACUGAUCAUAGAGCUGAUACUCCUAUUGAGGAACUGAAAGUGGAAGAAGUAAGAGAAGUGGAGGAUGUAGAUAGUGAUGAUGAAAUGAUAGAAGGUGAGGACCUCGUGACUCGGCUGCAGAGGAUUCUUGCAAGGAAGGGAACACUCUGCCAACCGGAGUUCACUACAAGGGGUGGUCACAUAUCAUGGCUGCCGUACGAGGUGGUACAACUGGUGCUGCGCUGGGCGGUCAGCGCAGACCUGGAUGCUGUCACACUGGAGAGGAUAUCGGCAACCUGUCGUGGUCUCUACCUUGCAGCUAGAGAGCCUGACAUUUGGCGGCUGUUGUGUGUCAAGACUUGGGGUAUAGAAUGUGGGGUCCCUCGUGGACACGGGUUCACAUCCUGGCGUCAGAUGUAUAUAGACAGACCUCGUAUCCACCUUCACGGCUGCUACAUCAGCAAGACCACGUACCUACGUCAUGGAGAGAACUCCUAUCAGGACCAGUCCUAUCGGCCUUGGUAUCUCGUCGAUUACUAUAGGUACCUUAGGUUCUUCCCUGACGGUGUGGUGCUGAUGUGGACGACGGCAGAGGAGCCGGCGUCAUGUGUGGGCCAGCUGAAGCACCGCGCAGCAAAGCCCAGCCUCGGCAUCAUGCCCGGACAUUACAGGCUCGUCGGGGAUAAGGUUGUGAUAGUUAUAAAAAAGGUGAGCAGCGAGAAGAAGCCGGCGCACGCGAGCAACACGCGCUUCCGUUCGCGCAGGAAGGAGACACUCGAACAUCACGAACAGAUAUUCCAUCUGGAGUUGGAACUGCACAACGUGCGCUCACGACGCAACUGGCAACUGUCAUGGCGGCACUACGCGGUGUCUUCGCGGCGUGACCAGUGGACACAGUUCGACCUCACACCUAACAAGUUCCCGCCCUUCGCCUUCAGCCGUGUCCGCGCAUACACUGCUGAGGCACACGCACCCCUCGCCUCGCACACGUAAACGUUUUGGAAAGUGGGUGCGUAUAUUCUGUUGUAAAUGUCAUUUGUAUUUAUAAAUGUUGCCAUGAUGCAAAGUCAACAGAUUAUAUAAUUACAAUGUAAGUGUUAAGUGAAGAUAAAAAUAAUAUAUUUUGGGCGCUAACUCUUAUGCGGGUUUAAAUUUAGAGAUAUAUUUUUUUUCUCUAAAAAUAACAUUUAUUUGAAUCGGGUUUUAUUACAAACAUUUUUUCUUUUCGUUAAUUGAUUAUUAAAAAAAAAAGAAACAAGUUGUAUAUUUCGUUUUUUUUUCCUUUUUUUAUAAUCUGUGAUUUGUGUAGCCCAUAUGAACGCACAACAGAGGCGCAAUGUAGCGAUGUUCUUACUUCAAGCACUUAACUAUUGUACAUAAUUCACGCAACUAAAAGAAAUGCAAUAAUAAAAA